AUGGCCCGCAGGCAGGCGCGGCCGGCGGGCGGCGGGCCGCGCUGGCUGCCCUGGCUGGGGCUCGCCCUGCUGCCGCUGGCCGUGCCCCCCGCCGCCGCCCCCGCCGCCUGCCCGUCCGCCUGCUACUGUGUGGCCACCCCGGAGCUGGUGCAGUGCCGCUACGAGAGGCUGGAGGAGCCGCCGAGGGAGCUGCCGGCCGCCGUCCAGAACCUCAGCAUCGCCGGCAGCAACCUGAGCGUCCUGUCCCGCGCCGCCUUCGCCGCCCGCCCGCUGCGCGACCUCCGCCUGCUCCGCCUGCGCCACGACAACAUCCACACCAUCGAGGACAUGGCCCUGCAGGGCCUGCCCGCUCUGCGCACCCUCGACCUGAGCCACAACCCACUGCUUUCGGUGGCCGCCGGCGCCUUCGCCGGGGCGCCGCUGCUGCGCACGCUGCAGCUGAACCAGGCGCUGCUGGCGGCCCCGCUCGAGGAGCAGCUCGCCCUGGCCCUGCGCAACCUCAGCCUGCGGCGCCUGGAGCUGGCGGGCAACGCGCUGCAGGCGCUGCCGGCCGCCCUGCUGCCGCCCGGCCUGGAGGAGCUGGACCUGCGCAACAACUCGCUGCGGGGGCUGGCGGCCGCCGAGCUGCGCAGCCUGGACGCGCCCGAGCUGCGGGGGCUGCGCCUCAGCCUCGCCUCCAACCCGCUGAGCUGCGACUGCGGCCUGCGGCCCUUCCUGGGCUGGCUGCGCGCCGCCGCCGCCCGCGUGCUCGACGCGCGGAGCCUGCGCUGCGCGGGGCCGCCGGCGCUGCGCGGCACGGCGCUGCUCCGCCUGCGGCCCGAGGCGCUGGCCUGCGCCCGCGGCGACGGCGGCGAGCCCGCCGAGCUGGAGACCGCCUCCUACGUCUUCUUCGGCAUCGUCCUGGCGCUCAUCGGCGUCGUCUUCCUCAUGGUGCUCUACCUGAACCGCCGCGGCAUCAAGCGCUGGCUGCACAACCUGCGCGAGGCCUGCCGCGACCAGAUGGAGGGCUACCACUACCGCUACGAGCAGGACGCCGACCCGCGCUGCGCCGGCACGCCCGGCCUCUGA
This is a messenger RNA of Serinus canaria (Common canary), 1068 nucleotides long. RefSeq names its product trophoblast glycoprotein like (gene TPBGL). The coding region runs from base 1 to 1068 and encodes 355 amino acids. The transcript has a single exon. NCBI's taxonomy places the organism in Eukaryota, Metazoa, Chordata, Aves, Passeriformes, Fringillidae. The record is from RefSeq and is a predicted model, not a curated record. Gene Ontology annotation, molecular function: protein binding. Gene Ontology annotation, biological process: negative regulation of canonical Wnt signaling pathway. Gene Ontology annotation, cellular component: plasma membrane.